AUGCCUCUUCCUCCGGCUAGUGGAACUGGCAAAUACUUCGCAAGAGCUGCAAAGUCUAUUAGACUUAUUCGGCAGGGAUGUACUAACAGGCCAUUCUUUCACAUAUCCGUAACUCACCGCAGAAGAUUAAACAGUCAGCCAGUUAUAGAACAACUUGGUUCAUAUGACCCAAUGCCAAAUUUCAACAAUGAGAAACUGGUAGCACUUAAUUUAGAAAGAAUUAAAUACUGGUUAGGACAAGGUGCUCAUGUUACUACACCAGUGGCGGAACUUCUAGGUCUCGCUGGCUUCUUCCCUAUCCAUCCUCGAUGCUAUAUGACAGCUUGGAGAAACAGAAGAACUGAAAGAGAGAAUUUGGAGAAGCAGAAAGCAGCUGAUGCUGCAAAGGCGUCC
This is a messenger RNA of Iphiclides podalirius (scarce swallowtail), 393 nucleotides long. The record is from the annotation of a GenBank genome assembly. Lineage: Eukaryota; Metazoa; Arthropoda; Insecta; Lepidoptera; Papilionidae.